GUGACAGCAGAUAAACACCUGCUCCUACACGUCAACCUGAGCCGGAGUAGACGGGAACUGCUUUAAUACAACAAACAUUUGGACCAGGAGUCGAUCCAAGAAGGGGAAUUUGGACUCAAAAUGUCAGCCCUGAAAGGCAAGAGAAAAGAAUAUCUAACUGUGAAGGAUCUGCAGAGGGUUUUGGACUCAUGUAAACUACAUCUUAAUCAAAUUGACGAGGUCUGGCCAAACAUAUACAUAGGGAAUGUGGCAGUAGCCCAAAACAAGGCUGCCUUGCAGAAAUUAGGUAUAACUCAUGUAUUAAACGCUGCUCACUCCAAGCGUGGCAGCAUAGGGAACCAAAGCUUUUAUGGCAACGACUUUGUGUAUUGUGGCAUUCCAGCAGAUGACUCGACACACUUUGAUCUGGAUGUUUACUUCCAGCCUGCAGCUGAUUUCAUUCAUAAAGCUCUGAAGUCACCUGAUGGGAAAGUUCUGGUGCACUGCAUAAUGGGAAUGAGCCGGUCAUCGACAUUGGUGUUAGCGUACCUCAUGAUCUACCGUCACCUCUCACUCAAACAGGCUUUGCAGAAAUUGAUCCAGAAGAGAGCCAUCUACCCCAACAAGAAUUUCCUGGCUUUGCUGCUGGAUCUGGAUCUUCAGCUGACAAGAAAAAAGAAAACAUGUCAGAUCCUGUAAAUAUAUAUAUAUAUAUAUAUAUUUUUUACCACACAGCUGCAUGGCCUCUAAGGAUGGUGAUGAGGUCAGCCUAUUGGUCCAACUGUCCAGACUGAAAUAUUUCUACAGCCAGUGGCCUGUUGAGAAAUUUGGUUCACCUCAGUUUUUGUCAGACUAAGCUGUACUUUGAGAUUAACACGGAUAUAUCAUAUGUUAGCAUGUUAAACAUAAAAAGAAAAUAUCUUAAAAAGAAAAAGAAAAAUAUCUUAAAGUCGCACACAUAACUCCAAGGUAUUUUAAUUACUCAUCCUUCAGUUUUCUAUUACCACCUUAAAUCUCGACAUGUUAACGUGCCUGUGCUAGAUGUUACAGAGGCAAAAUCUGCACACACACUGCUUUCUUUAAUACCAUGAAAUAAUGUUUCUGUACAUAUUGCUGCUUCAGAAUAUAAUACUCUGAAUAUUAGCAUGUUACACCAACAUGUCAAACAUUAGCAUCUUUAUAUCCUAACUAUACACUUUAACACACUAAACUGUGUGUGCUAACAUUAGCAUGUUAAUCAGCUAAUGUUAGCAUGCUGUCAUGUUCAUAUCCAGUAGGCUAGUUGUUAACAUGCAUGACGCAUGUCAACAUGCUAACAUGUGUUAGCAUUCAGUAUAGCUGAGGCUGAAGUACACAUCAGACAAGACAGUUGCACCAAAUUGAUUGACUGAUGAGGAUCUAAAAAUGAAUUGCAAAGUUGUCUCAAAAUCGAAUUCUGUUGUCUGGUUUGUAUUGAGCUGUAUUACCUCAUCACCUGCUAACAUGGCUUAUACACUUUUUUCUUUUUUAAUGUUUUUGGGGACAGUAAUGUUAAAAACAAAUGUCUUAACAAAAAGACAGUUUGGUUGCAGAAACUUAGUCUAAUAUGAAGAGAAAAUGGAGAUAAGAGGGCUGAUGAUGUUUAGAUGUUAUGACUACUUAUGUCUUGAACUAUGUCUUUACCUUUUAUUCUUGUAAGAUGGCUUUUUCUUAGGCACCUCUGAUUGUAUCACAGCAGAAUGGACCAAAUGUCUUAUGGAAAAUGUUUUACAAAGCAUCACAUUUUAGUAAACUCUGUAGAUGACUCUGAAAAGUCAGAAAAUGUUUCUGCAGGUGAACAUUCAAACUCAAAACGGGACUCAAUCUACAGCAUCUGUCUCUUUACAAGACCAACCCAUCAACGGCGUUCACUGUAUGAAAUUCCUUUGGUGUAUUCAUCAAGUACAAGUACUGUGCAUCAAAAGAUUUCAGGUGUUUUGAUUGUUCAGGAAAUAAUCUGUUGAAUCAUCUGCAGAAGACAGAAGAUUUUGACAGCUAUGAUUUCUAUCUGUUAUGAAUGAUUACCUCUCAACCUUACAAUGCCAACACAUGUAGUGCACAUGUAUACACACAGUAUCAGCACUUAAUUGAGCAGCUCAUUGCAAAUAACCCAUCUGAUUAUUGUAAUGGAGAAACAGCAGUAUGUGGAAAACUGCACUGAAUAAUAUGACAUGAUUUGUAUUGGUCUGUAUUAUAUGGUUUUUUUUUCUGUGGAUAUUUCAAUGGGAUACAGGUAAAAGGAUACAAUAAAUUAUAGGAUAUUUUGCAAAGAA
Molecule: messenger RNA, 2270 nt
Organism: Lates calcarifer (barramundi perch)
Lineage: Eukaryota; Metazoa; Chordata; Actinopteri; Centropomidae
Product: dual specificity protein phosphatase 26
Exons: 3
Coding region: 121-678 (185 amino acids)
Biological process (GO): protein dephosphorylation; negative regulation of MAPK cascade
Cellular component (GO): cytoplasm
Molecular function (GO): MAP kinase phosphatase activity; protein tyrosine/serine/threonine phosphatase activity
Source: RefSeq, a predicted model, not a curated record